AUGGCUACCAAGCGUGUUUCGACCCGUGAGGAGUUGCAAAACAUGAGUCGGGCGGAUCUUCAAAAAUUGGCAAAGGUGGCGGAUCGCGAAUGUGGCGCCAUGCCUUUCCAGUCAGAGCAAAGUAAGACCCGUUUGUUCAUCAUAGUUGUGACCGCACUCAUAAUCCACUCUCCUUUUAAAAAUUCCGUCAGGCUCGCAUACGUUCCGCCACGUUUACCUCCCAGCUCUGUACGCAACGAGAGAACAGGCGCUCAACGCAACCCCGACGAACAAGAAAACCUUCCUACCCCAAAGCUCACUCCCACUGCAAGCUCGGCGGACCGCGAGUCGGUCGCUAGGCUGAAGGGAAAGGACCACAUAAAGUCUUCAGCCGGAAAGUCACGAAUUCCUGUUCCAGGAGGUGGUAGAAAAGUCAGUGGUGUGCGAGCACUCCUCCCUCCCGCGGUGGUGGCUGCACACCCGCUCCCACCGCCGUCGGAGAGUCCUUCAAAGACGAGAGGAAAGGUCAAGAAGGCAGAAAAGAUCAUGGAAAAGGAAACAACGAGUCCUAUUAGGCCGUAUGCCGAUGAAGACCAUGACAUGGAGGGUAAUCCAGGAAAUGCUACCCCGACCGAUUCUCUUCCAUCCGCUGGAUCGACAAGCCAAAACCCCGGUCCUACUCUCCCUGCGUCCUCCUUGACGAGUCUGCUCGAACGGAGGAUUGUCAAGUUGGAAAAAUCGAGCGCGGAUAACCAAUCAACGAGACAACAAGACAUGAGCUACCUCCUUGCUCAACUCAAGGAGGCCCAGGAUGAUAUCGUCGACCUCAAACAACAGAAUGAAGAUCUCAAGAAACGGUUGGACUCGGAGGUUGCGACGAAAAAGGAAAUGAGCGAUAUUAUUAACCGCUUGGCUGAGCUGGACGAUCAACUCGCCCGAAUGAAUAUCCGACCUGAUCCAUCAGUUACCUCUUCCGAGGCCGAACUGCCCUAUGAGGCUCCAAUGCCGCCCCGCAAGCUAGAGUAUCAAACGCCACCCAGUCAAAUCGGGUUGCUCGUCGGUCGUAUGUCAAACCCAAGUCUGGCCCCUGCCGCAAGAAUUCACCCAAGUGCAAGUCGACGUGACAGGAAGGAGCGCGCGCGUCAUACACCACCUCCUCAACCUCGUCGAUAUCCUCUGAAUCCUGACGAGUCACCCAGUCCUCAACGUCGCUCUAGUGCCGCAUCUACUUCUCUUCUUCCGAUUAGUGGAUCGGUAAAGAGGGGAAGCAGUGCAAUGGGUACUCCCCCCACGUCUAGUCCACGACUAGCUAAUUCCAGGAACGCGUCUCCCAUUGCUGAGCGCAGCCAGAAACGACAACUACUGAGAGACAAACGGUACUCUAUGAUGGAAGAGGAAAUGGAUGGCUAUCAAAGUGAUACGCCACCACGAGAGUUGAAUCCUGUCCAAACCCUUGCUCCGAUUGAGUCGCAGGGUGAUUCAGAAGUGACACUGUCCCCCCGACCACCUUUGCCAUUCCCCAUCGUUGCUUCUCCUUCUGCUGCUCCGGUGGAAAUAGAGAUGGAUUCUCAAAGCAGGAAGCCUUCGAGCUCUCGCAGGCGUUCACCUGCCAAGUUCACUCGGGGUCGUCGAGCUCAUCCCUACGAUGUGCAAAAGACGCGUGAGUCGGCAAGUCCAGAAGCCGGGCCCAGUUCGUUACCAGACGGCGAACGGAGUGUGCCGAAUAUGAAGAUACCUUGGUUUGGUGAAACACCUGAUCCUAGUCGAGCCCCAGGUCCAUCCAGCUUUCCUGGUGGUUUUAUACCCAAAUUAUCCCUUGCUCGAUCAUCCCUAUCCGGUAGCGCUGCUAUGCUUAUGCACGAUCCUAUUGAAACACCAGAAUAUGAAGAACCUCGCCAAGUAGAGGAAACGCCGCCUGCUUCACGAACCCGCUAUGGAACUGAAUUCAGGAGCACUCUGAAAGCAAAGUUCUCAGAUAGUGCGCCUGCUUGGCGAUAA
Molecule: messenger RNA, 1977 nt
Organism: Acaulospora colombiana
Lineage: Eukaryota; Fungi; Glomeromycota; Glomeromycetes; Diversisporales; Acaulosporaceae
Source: the annotation of a GenBank genome assembly